Messenger RNA from Atta colombica, 2805 nucleotides. Its product is annotated as bestrophin-4-like. Gene Ontology annotation, molecular function: chloride channel activity. NCBI's taxonomy places the organism in Eukaryota, Metazoa, Arthropoda, Insecta, Hymenoptera, Formicidae. The transcript is spliced from 10 exons. The coding region runs from base 629 to 2764 and encodes 711 amino acids. The record is from RefSeq and is a predicted model, not a curated record.
CCAAGUGCGCACCUGCGACGUGAUAUGCCUCCUUUCUCGGUCCCCAACUGUUUCUUCGUGAUCUUCAGCGGGGCCGUAAUUCUCACAAUCCUCGUAAUUCGACGCAACCCGUCUUGAUUCCGUGACGUACUUAAACUUCGGAAAAGUUUCGGGGAAACCUUUGGAAUUUUAAGAACUUUCUGGAUAGCCUGUGCUUGAGAAGCGAUAGAUCUUUAUUGGUCACAAGAGAUUUCAAAAUUACAGAAGAAAACUGAAGAAACAUAUGGAUUUGAAACGUUAAUAGUUACAAAAAUGAUGGAAGAAAAAAUAUUAAUUUUCCAUCAGAAUUGCUACAGUUGAUUUCGUAAAUCAUCUAUAUAGUCAAAAGGUACCGUCAAUUAGUGUAUUGAUCAAUGAUUCUCUGAUUUAAUGUGACAACUCGAAAACGGUUAGCGUAUAUUUAUUGGUGUACGCGCGAGUGAAAGAUGAUCUUGCACGAGGAAAAAGAUAACAAGAGUGUUAAUUAUGAUUGAUAAAGUAUGUUAUACGGUUCGACAGACGAAAAUUUCUGGAAGUAUGAGUAACAACGUGCUCGCGAGCGCGUCGUUCUCGAGAAGAAACUGGCACGGUGCACCUGAAUGGAUAAAAGAUGACGGUCUCUUAUCAGUACCAGGUCGCCAGUUCCACCAGCGGUGGAUUCACCAGGCUCCUGCUUAUGUGGCGCGGUUCCCUGUACAAGCUCAUCUACAGGGAACUGCUGCUUUUUUUACUUAUCUUCGGUAUCUUGUCCGCGCUCUAUCGCCAUGCCUUCACUGCCACGCAAAGAAGGGACUUCGAACAAGUUGUCAUCUAUUGCGACGCCUUGAUCAAAUUGAUUCCGUUGAGUUUCGUGCUUGGAUUUUAUGUAUCCUAUGUGGCGCAGAGAUGGUGGAAACAAUACACAGCAAUACCCUGGCCUGACAAGGUGAUGCAUCUCGUGGCACUCUACGUCACCGGAAACGACGAUUAUAGUCGUAUGUUGCGCAGAGCCCUGAUGCGUUAUCUAAACCUCUCGCUGAUACUUGUAUUGCGUUCCAUAAGCUCAGCGGUGAAGAGACGAUUUCCCACUCUCGAUCACGUCGUUGAUUCCGGCUUCAUGACCACGCUCGAGCUCCAAUUGUAUCAGUCGGUGCCGAGUGUCGAGUUUAACACCUAUUGGAUACCCUGUACAUGGUUCAUUAAUCUCCUCAAGGAGGCACGCAAGACCCACCGAAUAUCCGAUGCGCAAGGUUUAAAGCUAAUAAUGGAGGAAUUCAAUGAAUUUCGGACCAAGUGCGGUUUCUUGUGGAGCUACGACUGGGUGUCGAUUCCUUUAGUGUACACUCAAGUGGUGACACUCGCCACUUACAGUUUCUUCGCAGUCGCCGUAAUCGGUCGACAAUACAUCGAGGGUGUCGAGAAACAAUUCCAACUGAAAAUAGAUAAAUACGUGCCCAUUUUCACAAUUUUGCAGUUCUUCUUCUUUAUGGGAUUGUUGAAAGUAGCUGAACAGCUGAUAAAUCCUUUCGGUGAUGAUGAUGAAGAUUUCGAGCUGAACUGGCUGAUUGAUCGUCAUACCAAGGUGUCAUAUCUUGGAGUAGACACGCUAAUGAAUCGCUGUCCACCGCUUGUCAAGGAUAUUUACUACGACUCUGAAGAUAUGAACUUGCCAUAUACGGAAGCAGCUGCGGCAUACAAGAAGAAGACUUAUCGCGGUAGCGUGGAUAACAUGAUGGUACCCGAAGAGAAACAGAUGAUGUUCUUGCCCGGAAUUUUGGAAGAGGAGGAGGAAUGCAUGACAAUUUUGACACCUCGUACUUCCACUGCCAGUUUAACGAACCCGAAUGAUAAUCCAAUGAACGAAAUGCGCCAGAUCAGCGGGUCCCCUUCAACACCUGCGAAGAUGGCUCGCAAUUGUUCCGAAACGAUUAUGCAGCUGGAUGGUCAAGAGCAACCACCGGUCGAAACGGAGCAGCGACGAAUAAUAGUCGAGGCCGUUCGGAAGUUCUCUUCCUUAACAAAGAGCUCAGCAUCUCGCGCCGUAAAACCCUUCUUUCCGGUUCUAACGAAAACUCCUAAACCAGCGUUGCGUCCUUGGCCGAGCGUUACGAAUAUCCAACGCCCUGCUCAGAUAUCAUCGAUUCCGACGCCUGCAAUUCCCACGACUGUUGUUGAAAUCGAAGAUCCCUGGGCGAAGAAUUCAUUCAAGAGUCUGCAUCGUCGACCUUCCAUAGAUUCCGAAGGACGACCUAGCGUUUCAUCGCAGAGCGAGAAGAACCAGGAAGAUGUCAUAAAUUCAGCAUUUGCGGAAGAGAGAAUGAAUAACGCAUCGAACAUUUGUGACUGCGAUGACGCUGAGGAAGAUGAUGAUGAUACGUGGUAUGGAUCUUCACAUCGAUCUCGAUGCACACGAGUCUCCUGUCAGCAAUCGUUUACUUCAGAAACGGUCGAUAUGUCUAUGAUUAGUGACGAACCAAUUAGUCUUUCGAGCAUCAAGAAUUCUUCGAAAUACUUGAUAACGAGACGAGACCGGUCGAUCAGCGAUUCCAGGAAGAAGAAGAGUAUCCUCCGGUCAAGAUUGUCUGGCAAACUGUCGAACCGCAGAAGAACCACCGAUAGUAUACCCACAAUGAGCACAAUCUUGAGUCAGACCUGGAGCUCGCCGAACCUGAGUAACUUGGAGGAGCAGACAAAGACUGCACAAAAUGUCAAAGUUGGUUCUUCUUCUUGUAAGCAGGAGGAAAAUCAGGAAGAUUCUAAAUUAUAAAUAAUGUAAUAUUUCGGAGGCGAUGCUUUUUUAAUAUUUAA